AUCCAAUAGUAGGGUACUUUGACAACAUGUCCAGAGGGGGCGCUAAUGUCCCACUGUGUACCUCGUCGGCCGCCGUUUAACACGACAAGGAAGAAGCAUCUUCUCAACCUUCGAGCUAAAUGUUUCGAUAAACAUCUCAUUUAGAUGAGAAAUCAUUAUUUUCAUAUGGUGAUGUUCAGCAGAUUUGAUGGAAGCGGACAAGAUACCUAAAUUCUCCUCCAAGGAUGAGGAAAUCAACUUUUGGAAAGCUCUCUACGUCAAGUACAAGGCAAACUACCAGGAGGCUCACGAUGAGCUACUGGAGUUUCAGGAGGGCAGCAGGGAGCUGGAGGCUGAGCUGGAAGCGCAGCUAGGCCAAACCGAGCAUUGCCUCAAGGACCUCCAGACGGACAACCUCAGACUGAAGAAUGAUGUGGAAAUGCUCAAGGAAAGGCUGGAGCAGCAGUACUCCCAGAGUUACAAGCAGAUCUCUGUUCUGGAGGACGACCUUGUGCAGACGCGCAGCAUCAAGGAGCAGCUUCACAAAUAUGUGCGAGAACUGGAACAGUCCAACGAUGACCUGGAACGAGCCAAGAGAGCGACCAUCGUUUCUCUAGAGAACUUCGAGCAACGUCUGAACCAGGCCAUCGAGAGGAAUGCCUUCCUGGAGAGCGAGCUGGACGAGAAGGAGUCGCUCCUCGAGUCCGUUCAGAGACUCAAAGAUGAAGCCAGAGAUUUGCGUCAGGAACUGGCCGUGCGGGAGCGUCAGGCGGACGUGAGCCGGACGUCGGGCUCCAACUCGCCCGACCACGACGACGUCAAGAUGGACUCUGCGUCGCUCUGCAGUCCCGCGUUGCCUCUGAGCAAAGGUCUGGACGUCACGCUCAUUGGUAACGCGGCAGGACUUUCCACGAGCAACUCACCGCUGACUCCUUCAGCGCGGAUAUCAGCUCUUAACAUCGUCAGCGAUCUACUGAGGAAAGUCGGGGUUCUGGAGGCCAAACUGGCAGCGUGCAGGAACCUGGCCAAGGAGCAGCACGCCAAGAAGACUUACGCUCUGGACAACGGCAACAUCCUUAAUGCUAACAGUAGCGCCUACUCGCAGUCAUUGCAUAUCACCUAUUUGGACAAAGGCAAAGGGACCAGCAGGCUAGAUUCAGGGACCCUCAAUGCCAUCACGGUCCCUCCUGCCGCCUCAUCGGCCGGCUUGGUGCCCCUCACCGUGUGAACACCACAGCAACCACUUCCAGCAGACCCCCCCCGCCCCCCCUGCUCCCCACAUGCGCGCGCGCACACACAUACGAGACAGUAAAGUGAUAUGCAAACGAUUUAUCACUCAUCGCUCAGCAAUAAGAAAAUGAGUCAGAGCGAGCAUUCACAUGCUCACUGAAGUGUUUCCUGAAUAAUUGUAUUUUCAUUAUUUCUAGAUGUUUGUAAAUGUUGAAAAAGUCUUAAGGGAGGUCAUCUUGGGCAUUUCGUUUGCUUUCUGUUGCACGUAUGACCAAAGACAAAUAGGACACCGUUCAAAUGUGUCACACGUUUGGUCAUAUUGAUCGUUUAUAUUGCAGUUACAGGUGGCAAGAAAUCAAUUUGGUGACUGUUUAAAUUCCUAAAAGCAGUUCAUUACUAUGGCGGACGAAAAUUAUUCUAAAAAUAAUUCUCAGAAAGACUGUCACUAAAUCUCAGUAAAAUAGCCAUUUUUUAAAAUUAUACUCCACAAGUUUCAGAAGAACUGUUUAAAAAUACUUAAUUUAAUUGAUGAGUGAAAUAAUUUUGAACGUAGCAGACUAAGAAUUCUUAGUGGUGAUGUUUCAACAUAUUUGGUAUUUUAAUGAAUUUGAUAUGAUUAAUUACAACUUCAAUGACAGAAGUCAUUGGUUUUUUUUGUUUUUUUUGGAGGGAUGUUUUGGUCCGAACACAACAAAGCACUUCAGUUCAUUUGUAUUUAUUCUUUCAUGUGCAAUAUCAC
This is a messenger RNA of Hippocampus comes (tiger tail seahorse), 1948 nucleotides long. RefSeq names its product nuclear distribution protein nudE-like 1-B. Gene Ontology annotation, cellular component: kinetochore; centrosome; kinesin complex. Gene Ontology annotation, molecular function: microtubule binding. Lineage: Eukaryota; Metazoa; Chordata; Actinopteri; Syngnathiformes; Syngnathidae. Bases 188 to 1207 code for a protein of 339 amino acids. Gene Ontology annotation, biological process: cell migration; regulation of neuron projection development; chromosome segregation. The transcript is spliced from 9 exons. The record is from RefSeq and is a predicted model, not a curated record.